AUGUCUUCACCACAAUUGGGCCAAUCAUCGGGUGUUGCUGUUGCUUCUCCCACAACAUUGCAAUCUCCCCGAUUUCUACAACAGCAAUCAAUGAUUACCUCUCCUAAACCUACUCUAUUUGAUUGGAUCAAGGAACAUUUAUUGUUCAUGAAUAAUUCAACUCCGUACAAGAUUAAUAUUUCAAAUAUGGGUAAAAGUAAUAGGAAACAACUUAAUUUUGAUAGAUUUCAAUUGGAAAUACCUGUAUUUUGUAUAGGGGAGUGCAGUUUGUCAAUUCAUUUGUUUUAUGAUGGAUCAAGACCUCAUUCUCCUUUUGAUUUUCAAAUAAUUUCGGAUUUGUCAUCAUCUUAUCUGCAGAAUUUCAUGAUUGACUCAUCAAAAUUGCAGAGUAUGAUUGAAUGGAGAGAUUUGUAUAUUAGAUAUUUGCAACAUCAUGAUGUUUCUAAAGAACUUUGUACAUUUACAUUUAGAACUAUUAGUGAAAUAAUAGAAUUUUUAACAGAAUACUACAAGCUUGUAAUUUCAAAACAUAAGAAUGAUAAUAUUAGAUUCGAAUUUGAUACUACUCAAAGUAUUGGAGGAGCUAAUUUUUAUAUUAAGGAAUUAUAUUCAAAUGAUGGAACAGAAUGCUCAACUGAGAAGAUUUACUUUCUAGUUCCACUUUCAAUUUCAGGCUUAGAAAAAAUUGAGGAAUAUCAAAGAUUAUUCGAUGUAAAUACUAUUCAAUUACCUGAUUCCAAACCAAAACUACUUGUCGUCUACUCCUAUGAUAAGUCAAGAGAUGUAAUUGUUAAUGUAAAUACAGAAAUUAUCUAUCCAACCAGUGUAAAGAACAGUAAGAGAUUACAAUGGUUGACACAAAUUCCAAUUCCAUCAUGGAAUCAAGGUAAAUCAUGUAUAAUUGAAUAUAUGUUAGAAGCUGUGGAAAAUAUUGAAUCUGAGGUUGAAAAGUACACUCAAAAACUCAAAGCUCGUCUAGAGUUUAUCAAACAAUUACUUGCUGCCUUUGGCAAUCCUACAGACUUUUCUGAGAAUGAAUCUCUUACUAAGAUUUCAUUUCUAAUGGAACGAGACAAGUUUCAAUUCUUCCUUCACAUUACACUUGAAAGAGAGGGUUUCCCAAUUGUGCAACCAGUGAUUAGAAUGCAAUCAACUCAAUACUUUAAAUCCUCGGAUAGAGUUAAAGAUAAAUUAUUGCCUGUUCGUGUUCGAGUACAACAAUUGAACUGGACAGAAGGAGGGAGUGCUGAAGUGAUGACAAAGAACGUUGAACAAAUCCGUAUUCAAGUUCUGGCCUUGUUGGGCGAAUUUAUCAAAGUUUGCCAAUCGGAAGGAACAAGCCAAUAA
Naegleria gruberi is the source of this 1347-nucleotide messenger RNA. RefSeq lists its product as uncharacterized. Gene Ontology annotation, biological process: double-strand break repair. The record is from RefSeq and is a predicted model, not a curated record. Gene Ontology annotation, cellular component: BRCA1-A complex; BRISC complex. The coding region runs from base 1 to 1347 and encodes 448 amino acids. The transcript has a single exon. NCBI's taxonomy places the organism in Eukaryota, Heterolobosea, Eutetramitea, Acrasida, Naegleriidae.